Molecule: messenger RNA, 594 nt
Organism: Endocarpon pusillum Z07020
Lineage: Eukaryota; Fungi; Ascomycota; Eurotiomycetes; Verrucariales; Verrucariaceae
Exons: 3
Coding region: 1-594 (197 amino acids)
Biological process (GO): peptidyl-glutamate ADP-deribosylation
Source: RefSeq, a predicted model, not a curated record
AUGGCUGAAGACACAGUGUGUGCAGCAAGCAGCAGCAUUAUAGAAGAAGUAACUGGAGACCUUUUUGAUAGCCCUGACAAUGCAGUCUUGAUCCAUGCAUGUAACUGUCUCGGAUCAUGGGGUGCCGGUAUCGCAAAGGCUUUCAGAACAAAAUACCCAGCAGCAUACAAAGUCCACAAUGAUUACUGCAAAGCUACAUCAAAUGAUUCCCUUAUCGGGACUACUCAACUCAUCCCGCCGCAGCAUGAAGACUACAAGAAGGCAGAUUCAGGCUUGAAGAAGAAGCAUUGGAUCGCAUGCCUCUUUACGAGUGUAGGAUAUGGCAAGCCUACCAAGACGCGUCCAGGAAUGGACAAGCCGGAUGCGAUUUUAGAAAAUACAAGGAAGUCCUUGAAAGAUUUGAAGACACAACUUUCGAAGAUCGAGCACGAAGCGGAAGGGGACGGCGUUGGGACUAUCCCUGGAGAGAUGUGGUCUUGCAAAAUCAAUAGUGGGCUUUUUGCUGUGGACUGGGCUGAUACACGGAGAGUUAUGGAGGAGGAGCUGAAGAGCCUGGGUAGGACAGUGACGGUCGUUAGUCCGGAGAGAUCUUGA